Molecule: messenger RNA, 985 nt
Organism: Brachypodium distachyon (stiff brome)
Lineage: Eukaryota; Viridiplantae; Streptophyta; Magnoliopsida; Poales; Poaceae
Product: mitochondrial import inner membrane translocase subunit TIM23-2
Exons: 1
Coding region: 93-686 (197 amino acids)
Biological process (GO): protein import into mitochondrial matrix
Cellular component (GO): TIM23 mitochondrial import inner membrane translocase complex; mitochondrial inner membrane
Molecular function (GO): transmembrane protein transporter activity
Source: RefSeq, a predicted model, not a curated record
AGCCAAAGGGGAAUUGAUCCCCCGAGCGAAUCAGCGAAGCCUGCCGCCUCCACGCCAAAACCCCAAACCCCGACCCGCCGUCGCUCGCCGCCAUGGCUGACGCCGCCAACCAGUCCCAGUACGGCGAACGUCUGCCGCAGGGCGGCACCCGGCGCAUCUACACGCCAUACCAUCUGGAGGGCUUCGACCUAAACCGCCCCUCGCUCCGCGCGCUCUACGACCUGCCAACCUCGCCGGAGUGCCUCUUCGCGGAGGAGCUCCUCGACCGACGCUCCUGGGGCGAGAACCUCACGUUCUACGCCGGCUGCGGUUUCCUCGUCGGCGGGGCGGCGGGGAUGGCCACGGGGUUCAAACGUGGGGUCGAGGAGGCGGAGCGCGGGGACUCGUUCAAGCUUCGCACCAACCGCGUGCUCAACAACGUCGGCUCCGUGGGGCGCGGGUACGGCAACCAGCUCGCCGUGAUCGGGAUGCUCUUCGCGGGGGUCGAGAGCGGCGUUGCUGCGCGCCGCGACGCUGACGAUUGGCGCAACACCGUCGCCGCAGGGCUCGGAGCCGGCCUGCUCUACCGUUCACCUAAGGGUCCGCGAUCUGCCGUCGUUGGUGCCGCGGUCGGGGGCCUCAUGGCUGGUGCUGCCGUCGCAGGGAAGCAGGUGCUGAAGAGACGCCAUCCUAACCUGGCCUUCUAAAUCGGAAUGCGCAACAUUAGUAAGUAUGCAAGUAUGUAUCUACUGGGUUCGGUGAAGUACAUACAUUAGCUCUAUGUGGGUAUAUUAACAACUUUGUUUGUGGGAAGAGUACUGGAGCGCAAUCUGUCGAAUUAGCUCAUCUUGGAAAUGCUGGUUUAUGCGUAUGAAGAAUGACAUAAAGUUCCUGCAUUUUGUUUAAAAAUCUUCAAACUCGAGGUUGUCAUGGUGAUUGAUAGUGCUAUUUGGUAUGUUCCUAUAUAUAUCAUGGGUUAAUGCAAUGCGGUGUCUGUGAUGCGGAA